UGAGAGAGAGGAGGAGAGACCAUCAGCACAAGGCAGCCGCUCGUCUGUCUCUAUCUGUCGUCUCUUGGAUCUCCCUUAACACAGCUGCUUCUGACUAACAGUGUCCUCUCGCUCACUGACUGAGUGUGAGGGAGUGCCUGAGAGCGAGCGAACACCAGAGUUUACCAGUGGCUACGCACAAGUCUGUGUUCAACUGUUCUAGUUAUGGUGUUACCACACAUGGUGGAAGGUUUGACGAUUUUUGCUCAGGACGAGACUCAACACCAAUGAUCCCCAGUCAGCAUACCCUCUCAUUAAGAUGGGAAAUGCCUCCGAAGCAUUUCUGCUCAUUUCGAAAAUAUCGAAAGACAGUGACAUCCUCAUGGGAACUAUAUACAUCAUUAUGGGUGUACUGUCGAUACUGGGAAAUGGGAUCCUGCUGUUUGUGGCCUAUAGAAAGAAGUCCACCCUGAAGCCUGCAGAGUUCUUUGUGGUUAACCUGGCCAUUAGUGACCUCGGCAUGACAAUAUCCCUGUUCCCACUCGCCAUCCCCUCUGCAUUCACUCACAUGUGGCUGUUCAAUAAGACGAUCUGCACUGGCUAUGCCUUCUGUGGCGUUUUGUUUGGCCUGUGCAGUCUGACCAACCUCACAGUGCUCUCCAGCGUCUGCUGGCUCAAGGUCUGCUGCCCAAACUAUGGUAAUAAGUUCUCCUACUGCCAUGCCUCCAUGCUGGUUGCUGGGGUCUGGUGCUACGCUGGAGUGUUUGCUGUCGGUCCCCUGUCAGGCUGGGGAGAAUACGGGCCCGAGCCUUACGGUACAGCAUGCUGCAUCAACUGGGAAGCUCCAGGCAGAAGCUUUGCAGCUAUGAGCUACAUCAUAUGCCUUUUCUUCUUCUGCUACAUUGUGCCCAGCACUGUCAUUUUCCUAUCCUACACAUUCAUACUAAUGACCGUCCGGGGCUCCCGCCAGGCUGUGCAACAGCACAUGCCCCCGCAGAAUAAGAUCAGCAAUGCACAAACACUUAUAAUCAAGCUCUCAGUGGCCGUUUGCAUCGGUUUCCUGACAGCAUGGAGUCCAUAUGCCAUUGUGGCCAUGUGGGCUGCAUUCGGUGACGCACUCGAGGUUCCAGCCAUUGCUUUCGCUUGGGCAGCUAUCUUCGCCAAGUCCUCAACUCUUUACAACCCUAUUGUUUAUCUGGUCUUCAAGCCCAACUUCCGCAGGUCCCUUUGUCGAGAUGUGGCGCUGUGCAGAAGCACACUCUGUGGAUGUCAGCACAGCUCCCCAUCAAUGGGAACGUGCAGUCAAUUCAAUCACAAAGAAGAAUGCAACUCCACACAGUUCUCCAAUGGACUACCAGAGAACCACGGGACCACCUGCAGACACUGUGCGUGCCCUGAAGCAGUCACUGGUGCCAGAGAAAACUUAACAGAAUACAUCCCCCAGCAGACUUUCAGGAUACUUAAAAGAUCAAUACAUAGUGAGGUGGCAGAGAGUCAGCUUUCCAUUGACAUGCAGAGUGACUUCCUUUAGAGAAACAAAGCAACAUAGCAAAAAAGCUGAAAAAAAGACAGCAAGAAUGAAGGUUGAAAGACACUAACUGCAGCAAGGAAAAAGUGAGGGCAAAUAACAACAUAACAAUUGAUGGAAGCAAAAAACAUUAUGAUUUAUAAAUGCCAAAGUCUGAAAACAAAGGACUUUGACUUGAAAAUGUCAAUUCAGUCUAAUCAGCUUUGUCCAUGUCAGAAGGCAUGACUGAAUAAUAAACGCAGAAUAAUUGGGCGAAGGACUUAAAAUAACUAAAUCUUAAACGCUCAAUAAACGCUAUUUUCUUCAAUAUACUCUACGUUACAAAAGAUAGGAAAGAAAAAACUGCUUAAGGAUCCAUUAUCGAUUAUACAAAAUGUAGUUUCUGAAGACAAUCAUCUGAUAUAAGCUAUCUGUAAAUACUUUGAAUGAUUACCAAUACAAAGUCCGACAGGGCAAGAAAUUAGCAGUUCAAUGAUCAGACUGUCAACAAGCCAACAAUUUACCCAGAUUAUCUGAGUCACUUUUGUGAAACUUAAAGUUCAAGUGUGAUUUAAGUUAAAAUCCUUAUUUGCAAAAGAAAAACUGUGUGUUCGCACAAUUACUGCAAAUAUCGCAGGUCAAUUUGCAAGGAGGAAAGCGUAAACUGUGAUGAUGCUUCGUAGCAAACCUGGGCCUUUGUUCAAAACUGGGUUGAGUUCAACUCUACAAAGUAGUCACUCUUAGUAAAGCAAGUGUGUAUGUAUCUGUGUGUAUGAAGGUGGUUUAUUAUAUUGUGUGUGUGCAUAUGUAUAUGUGUUUGUGUGAGUGUAUUUUUAUAAUGUGCCUCUGAGGGUGUGGGUUCAUCUCCUGAGAGAAGAAAAUAACUCCUUUGACUCUGAGGCUGAAAACAAUAACACAAAAGAACACUCAAAUGGGCAUAUUAAACAUGUUCCACAAGCCAUUACAACAAAGACAGAUACUACAUUUAGGGCCAUGCAAGGAUAUGGGCCACUUGCCUUUAGUGUUCAGUGUUAUGUUGUCUCAUGGAAAGGGGGGCUGGUUGUUCCAUAAAAAGGAUUUUUAACAAGAGAAACUAAACUAUACUUCUGCACCUUUCAACAGUAUUCCAAUAAAAAAAUGCUCAGCGCGCAGAGUUAAUCUUAACAGCAGGGUUUGAUCAACGAGCGAUUUUGUUCUUUUUCCCUGGCAGUGUACGUCAUCAAAUGGAAGAACAAAAAGACCUGCCAUGGAAAGGAUUAAUUAGAUCUGCUGGGGUGCAUGUAGCUAGUAUCGACGGCCGUGACUUUCAUACCAUGUCUUUCUUAACUGAUUGGAUAACUGCAGGAAUUACAGUUUUUACAGAAUACCUGAGUAUAAAAGCAGCUCUCAUUGCGUUUAUUUUUUCUGUUAUGAAAUAAUAAUUGGCUUUGAAUCUUUUUUAUAGAUAACAAUGGGCUCAGAGCAUUGACGCGAAAAGCUUUAGAAAAACAAAAGUCGAUCCUUUUUUGUUUUAAUAUGUACAAAACACUCUAUAUUAACAAGUUCAUAUCAUGUUGAGAUAGAAGAAAGAAAAUAUUUCUGCUGUGAUACAUUUCUUGUCUCAUUCUUACAUUUCUGUGCACUUUUCCAUCUGUGAACUCAUGGAUUUAUUACUCAAACCAGCCUUGCUAGAUAUUAUUUCAAUGCCGUAUAUCAAGGAAUUCUGCAAUAUUGAACAAUUCUACCAAACCCUAGACAUUGUAUCUGUUCAAUGACCAAAUAAGUAAUUUCAAGAUAGCUGGUAAAGUUAUAGAAAGAUAAUUAUUAUAGCAAAUCAAUAAUGGUUAAGGUAUAUAUAGAUUGAGGCAAAGUAAACAAUAAGAUAAGCUUAUGUUAUGGGUAGUAAACAAUAAAAAAACAUGCACACUAUCUCCAGCCUUGGCACUGGACAUGAAGAUUUAUUUUUGUUCAUUGUCUUAUCAAACAAAUCAUAUGCUGUGCAAGCUCUAGCAUAGGCAAUAUAAGUUAUAGAGUCAGGAAGAUACACACAAUAUUAGUUUUCAUUCUAUGUAACUAACAACUACUGUCUAUUGCAGCGGUUCUCAAACUGUGGUCCGCGGAAUAGGGCACUGCAGGUGGUCCGUGGAAAAAAGCUAAAUAAAAUCCACUUUUUAUUAUCAAGGAUUUUCGCGGACCACCUCAUAUGCAAACUGUAAAAAUGAGUACAUAUAUAAACGU
Molecule: messenger RNA, 3703 nt
Organism: Gymnodraco acuticeps
Lineage: Eukaryota; Metazoa; Chordata; Actinopteri; Perciformes; Bathydraconidae
Gene: opn7b
Product: opsin 7, group member b
Exons: 6
Coding region: 299-1510 (403 amino acids)
Biological process (GO): G protein-coupled receptor signaling pathway
Cellular component (GO): membrane
Molecular function (GO): G protein-coupled receptor activity
Source: RefSeq, a predicted model, not a curated record